Messenger RNA from Neodiprion fabricii, 2614 nucleotides. RefSeq names its product nibrin (gene nbs). Gene Ontology annotation, biological process: double-strand break repair via homologous recombination; mitotic G2 DNA damage checkpoint signaling. Gene Ontology annotation, cellular component: Mre11 complex. Gene Ontology annotation, molecular function: damaged DNA binding; protein binding. The record is from RefSeq and is a predicted model, not a curated record. NCBI's taxonomy places the organism in Eukaryota, Metazoa, Arthropoda, Insecta, Hymenoptera, Diprionidae. The transcript has 10 exons. The coding region runs from base 172 to 2478 and encodes 768 amino acids.
GAACUUGGUCUAAUGUACGUUUAGCGCGCGGUAAAUUCUGGAUAUAAAAAUGUCAGACUUGUCAGUGUCGCGUCGCGUUUACCGUUGUUAAAUGUUCAUUCGUUGGAUUCGGCAUCGUAUCGUGUCAGUUGUCUAUGUUGUGACGUGUGUAAGCUAAUACCGUUUCCAAUUAUGUGGUACCUAAAGAGCCUUAAAGGCGAUAUUAUUUAUUUAAAACCGAACAAACUGAUGAUCGUUAGCAGAAAGGAAGGGUAUGAAAUUCUUCUCAAAGACGAUGCCUCCAUCAGUAAACUUCAUGCUACCGUUAUUGUCAGGCCGAAAGUUAAUUUCAAGAACAAUGAACCGAGCUCUACAGUAAUUGUACAAGAUACUAACUCCAAAUACGGAACCUUUGUACUAAGCAGCCAAAAUCAACCGCGCAAACUUACGCCAGGGGAUCAUAUUCUCAGCGCAUCAGACAAAAUCAAAUUUGGCCUGCAGCAACACAUAUUCACGCUCCACUAUAUACCUCUCAUAAUAUCGACAUCUACUCUAAAUUCCGAUGAAAAAGUAGAACUACAAAAUAUUGUUGAAAUAUUGGAUGGCGUGAUUGUUGAAAAAUGGCAAGAAUAUUGCACGCAUCUAACUGUGUCAAAUGCCACUCUUACCACUCAGGUUGUCCAAGCCCUGGCAUUUGGUACUCAGAUUGUUAGUAUGGCAUAUUGGCGAGCAGUCAUUCAUAGUGUGGAGAAAAAGGAAGAGCUACCAGGGGUAAAAAAUUAUGUGCCUUUGAUAAAAGAAGGAUUGAUUAACAGUGAAUGCGUAUCUUUAGAAACCAACACCAGGCGCAAAGUUCUGUUUAGAAAUCUCUGCUUCGUAUGCUUAUCAGCUUCUCAAUGUGGACUGAAAGAUAUAGUUCAAUGUGCAGGAGGUAAAUUGGAACUGUACGAUGAAGAGCAAAGGGAUGUAAAUGAACUUUCGACUGAAAAUUUUAUCGUCUUACAACUUGAAAAUAGCACUUCACAGCCUUUGCAUAUCUCCCAAGCUUCGUAUGAUGAAAUUCAAAGUGCUUUACAAAAAAAGAAGCGAAGAUUGAUUCCGGAAUCUGAAAUAUCGCUUGCAAUAUUGUAUUGCUCUACUGAGAAAUACUGUAAUCCGAAAUUCAACUUUAAGCGAUUGCUAGGUGUUAGUAAGCAAAACAAAAAUUUCCAACUAUCGAGCACUAUUCUAGCAGCUGACACGGAAGAUAUACUGCCAACCAUUCCUCGCAAAACGGACGUUAUAAUCAAUGAAUCUGUUACAUCUUCGGAACAAAUAGAAGAGGUGGAAAACUCAAGAAAAGGAAAACUAUUGUUCGUGACAAAACAGGCCAAUGUAGAAAAUGUAAAAGAUUCAUCUCAGCUUUCAGGAGGGUACAAAAAAAUUACAGAAAGACCAACUUUUGGAUCAGAAGAAUCAUCUAGAGAUGGAAAUUUAAUUAUAGAUGAAACAGGAUCUGAAUAUGAGUCUGAUAGUAAUGACACAAGUGCUAAAAAAAAUGAAGUCAACGAAUUUGACAAUGCGCUAAAUAAGUCUAAGGUUCUUACAAACCCAACAGUUGGCAGACGUCUUAAUCCUCAGCUGAAGUCACAACUGUCAGACAUAUAUAUAUCUAAAUCGAAAAAUACUCACGAAACAUACGCACACAGUUCCUCAAGAAACUCUGGUGAUAAGUUUCUUUCCAAUCCAUUGACCUCGAAAGAUAGGUCAUGGAAAAAAGCCGCCCGUAAUGUUUUUGAAGAUCAGCAAUCAAAUGAGGAAAAUCCAAGGGGUGGAAAUACUUGGAGUAAAAAAUUAGACGCAGCGAUCAAAAUGUCCAACUCAGCCAGCAUAAGCGAUACAAGAAAAUCGCGUAAACAAAACGACAGGGAUGAUGACGAUAUGUUUGCGUUUGUAAACGAGGGAGCAAGGAAAAAGAGGAACGUUAUAAAGAAUGAAAAUGAAGGAUUAUUCGAAUUACUCGAAGAUCCAACCACCACAAAUCCACUGCAAGAAGACAAUAUAUUUCAACAAGAACUUCAAAAAACAAAAUGCAGAAACAUACUAAAGAGAAAACGCUCUAUGUCCUUGACUAGCAACAAUUCGUCCACCGAGGAAGAAAAACCCGAAAUUAAAAUUGAGGUAUUGGAUAGGGACGAAGAAAUGAUCCAUCCACCUUUAGUUCUCUGCAAGAAGGAAAACAUCUCUAUGGAUGAGACGUGUAAAUCAACAGUUGUACCUCUGCUUCGUACAGACAUCGAUGUCUCCCUGAACGCCAGAGGCAAUUACAAAACUUUUAUCAAGAUGUAUACUUUAACUCCAAAAGAGAGGAUAAAGAAUAUGUAUGUAUAUCAGCCUGAAGACGACUCUAUUAGCAAAACCAACGUUCGCGAAGAAGAGAUGACCUCGAGUGAAGACGAGAACGACGACUUCAGGCUUUUCAGUAAACAAGGAGAAAAGAAAGUGCGGGCAAGGAGGUAGUCCCAAGUAAAAAAAAGUUCUAUUCAAAUCUUCUACAUCGUAAACAAGUUAUAAAACAUCGUUGAAUUUUUUAUUACAAAGUUUUAGUACCAAUAUCUAAAUAAAUACACGUCAACUGUCUUAUAAAAUAAUGUAG